GGGUCGCUUUGGCGGUGGGAAAGAAGAGACGCCGUAAUUUCAGACGGGGACGGUCGUCUGCGCGCGGAGCUGCAGGCGCGGUGCGCUCAGGUGAGCUCAGGGCUGCCCGCCCGACGCAGAAAGGCGAGGGUGCAGCGCCUGCCGUGCGCGCAGAGCGGGCGGCUGAGGUCCGCUCCGCCGGGGCUGGCUGACUGGCGCGAUACCCGGGAGCGCGCGCCCUCGACCCCAGCGGGGCUGCCUUGCGAGUCGACGCGAGCUCCGGCUGGCCCAGUAACUCUCCCGUCGGGCGCAGGACUCGCCAUGGAACUGGACCCGCUACCGUCGCAGCCCUACUUCUACGACCACCACGAGGCGCAAGGCGAGGAGUUCCACCGCUCCAGCGCGCCCAGCGAGGACAUCUGGAAGAAGUUCGAGCUGCUGCCCAGCCCACCCGCCUCGCCUCUGCCGCCGGGCCCCGCCGAGGACGCGGGCGCCGACUACCUGCUGGAGUCCGGCGGGCUGCUGGACAACCUGAGCGCCUUCGUCCUCCGCGACUGCAUGUGGAGCGGCUUCUCGGCCCGCGAGCGCCUGGAGAAAGCCAUGGGCGAGAAGCUGGCCGCCAAGCCGCUGCCGGCGCCGCCGCCGCCUCAAGCGCCGCACGACUCCGGGCUGGGGGGCGAGUGCGUGGCACCGGGCGCCGUCUUCGCCUGGCCCGCCGCGGUGACCGACGGCAAGUUCCCGGCCUCCUCGGGCUCGGAGAGUCAAAGCGACUCGGAAGGGGAAGAAAUUGAUGUGGUGACAGUUGAGAAGAGGCAGUCACUAGGGGUGAGGAAGCCAGUCACCAUCACUGUGCGAGCCGACCCCUUGGACCCAUGCAUGAAACGUUUCCACAUCUCCAUCCACCAGCAGCAGCACAACUAUGCGGCCCGCUCACCCCCUGAGGCUUGCUCCCAUGAGGCUGUCCUGGAAGAAAGCACCCAAGAGGAAGAGGAGGACAAUGACCCUCAUGGUUGCCACAGUGCACAGUCCCUAGGACAAGUGGCAGAAGCUUCCUCUCUUGAACCUUUCCUCCUGAAAUCCGGGAGCGCUCCCAGCUCGGACAGUGAGGAUGUGACCAAGCGGAAAAAUCACAAUGACUUGGAACGCAAGCGGCGCAACGACCUUCGCUCACGUUUCCUGGCGCUGAGGGACCAGGUGCCUGGUCUUGCAACCUGCCCCAAAACCCCCAAAGUGGUGGUCUUGAGCAAAGCUUCAGAGUAUCUCCAGUCGCUAAUCAGCACUGAACAGCAGAUGGUUGCUGAGAAGAAGCUGCUAAAAUUGCAUCAGCUUCAGCUGUUGAAACGGAUUUCGUACCUCAAGGGUGCACAUUAGCUGCCAGGAACUCCAUACUGCUGUCUAGGCUGAUCUGCACUUUUUUAUUUUUAUGAACUUCAGUUCCCAGAAUUCCAGACACUGUUUCCCCCGGUCCACUCUUAUACAGCUGUGGUUGCUGGAGAAUCUCCUCUGUUUUUACAGGAGUGAUGGUGAUCAGGGCAUGUGUGUGUGUCUCUAACUACUCAGAUUUCAGCUCCUACAGCGAAAUGGUAGUUUCUACAUGAGCUGAGUGGGCCUCUGUUCAGGCUGGGAUCAGCACAAACUUGAGUGCCUCUCUAGAAGAGCGUAUUGUGGAAUGUACUUCACAACAGUUUCUGAAGGAGGGCCCUAAGUCAAGGAUGGGCAAGGAUGGACCUUGUGGUCAUUUGUCCUGAGGGGCUUCCCUUUUUUACCCCAAGGUUGGAUUGUAAACGCUGGCCAUAGAUAUCUCUACAUGGCACCUUUCCUCUCCAGGCUGUGUUUCUUGCUGUUGGACAAAUCUCUUGUGCAAUUUGCUCCUUUUUAUAGUGCGUCAACUAACUCUACCCAAUAUUCUGUUGUCUUCCCCCUAGCACACUCCCUGCCCUGUGUUCCAUGUUGUUCAGGAUCUAGAGCUCUUUUCCCCCAUGGACUUUAUUAGAGGUGAAUUUUUAAAUGCUCCCUCCAGUAACCUUCAAAGGCUUCGGUGUUGGCUGAGGCUGAUGAGAGCUGUAGUCCAAAACAUCUGGAGGGCACCUGGUUGGAAAAGGCUGCUUUGUGCUGAGAGUUACUUCACAGUUGACGUUUGGAGGCAGCCUGGAUUUAGCUUGAGAUCUGCAGCAAGACACGUCCUCAGGCUGAGAUCAGAGCCUUUAAUGCCCGAGAUGGGGGGGGGGGAAUUAACGGCAGCCUAAGUAAAACUUGGCAUAAUACAUUUGGAAGUAGAUUCAUUUCAAUGGGAUUAAUUCAGAAGACCUUCAAGUAGAUUGUGCCCAAGUGUGAGACCUGAUGUGAGUCUUCCUCCAUCACCCUUAAAGAGUGGCCAGUAUCUGCUCUCAAGGGUACUUGCCCAGCCUGAGAUGAGGGUGAGUAGGACUUUCUCACAAGGGCUAUUAGAGGCUUUUUGUCUGUGUUUAAGACAAAUGGCAUCCCCAAGCUCUUUCACUGGAAAUGCACUGAGAUCACCUUAGAUUUCAUUUACCUCAUUCCGAUUUUUCCACUUUGGCAAUGUGGCUGCUUAACUUUGAUUUUGUAUAUCCUAGAAUCCAUUGUCGUGACUGCCUGAUUCUUUAUACUGGAUGGCUUUAAAAAAAAUACUGUAUUUUUGUACUCCUUUUUUUAGAAGUUAUUUGGUACAAUAUUCUCUGUCUUCUCCCAAUGUUUAAAAAGAUAAACACCUCCUCCUUUAACAGGGUUAGGGGGCUCCCUGUACUGCUUGUAGAUGGGAUGGUUCAAACUUGAGAUUCUAUGGGGAAAAAAUAUCUCUGGUUUUUGCUGGCUGGGAUGACCAGUUUGAGUGGGGUCUGGUCCUGACUUCCAAACUCCAAAGGUGAGAAUAUCAGAAGUCUUAAAGGUGUUUUAACUGCCUGAGGGAGACUCUUACCUUAAGUGGGAACCAUGUAAUUUCAACUGUCCCCAAUAGAUAAGGUUUCUACUGAAGAUACACUGCUGAUUCUUCUACUAUGGGAAACCUUCCCUUGACAAGCACACACUCCCUUUCUCUGGAAACAAAAGGGCUGUGUGGAUGUAUUUUGGGGGAACUGUGCAGUGCACCAUUAAUGCAUGUUUACUCACAGCUGAGUUCUACUGUGUCCAGUGGGGCUUACUCCCAGGAAACGCCCCCAUGCAUAAAUAGGAGUGUUGGGGGUAUGCUCUGGUUAGCCAGUUCCUUGAGAGCUUUUGUUGAGCUGGCUGGUGUUAUCCCUCCGUCCCUCCCCUCUUUUAUGCAGAUUCUUCCCACCCAUCCUCCUUUGUCUCUUGUGUAGGGCGAGGGCAGAGCUGGAGGUGAUGGAUGACCCUUUAUCGUUGCUUGCACAGAGUUGGCGGGUGCAGACUGAUCUCCCACAAUGCAUCAGGGGCUCCCUCAGGCGUUCCUUGACUGGCCCACUAGAGCUUCGAUGCUGGGUGGUCAGGCUUAGCACUUUCUUUGUUACCUCACAAUUCUUAAAUAAAUGAAUUGCAAAAA
Rhineura floridana is the source of this 3496-nucleotide messenger RNA. It is a transcript of the gene MYCL, whose product is annotated as MYCL proto-oncogene, bHLH transcription factor. The transcript has 2 exons. The record is from RefSeq and is a predicted model, not a curated record. Gene Ontology annotation, molecular function: RNA polymerase II cis-regulatory region sequence-specific DNA binding; protein dimerization activity; DNA-binding transcription factor activity, RNA polymerase II-specific. Gene Ontology annotation, biological process: regulation of transcription by RNA polymerase II. NCBI's taxonomy places the organism in Eukaryota, Metazoa, Chordata, Lepidosauria, Squamata, Rhineuridae. The coding region runs from base 301 to 1350 and encodes 349 amino acids.